Molecule: messenger RNA, 1465 nt
Organism: Ornithodoros turicata
Lineage: Eukaryota; Metazoa; Arthropoda; Arachnida; Ixodida; Argasidae
Product: zinc finger protein with KRAB and SCAN domains 4-like
Exons: 3
Coding region: 230-1249 (339 amino acids)
Biological process (GO): regulation of transcription by RNA polymerase II
Molecular function (GO): RNA polymerase II cis-regulatory region sequence-specific DNA binding; DNA-binding transcription factor activity, RNA polymerase II-specific
Source: RefSeq, a predicted model, not a curated record
UCACCUGAGAGAAAACGCGACGUCCACAGGCUCUACACCUGCCAAGAACAGCACAGUCCAUGUGAUCUUCCUAAGAAAACAAAACGAAACAACCACCAAAGGAGAAGUAAGUAAGCCGGCAGCAACUGUCCAGGAGCCUGCUGCGACGUCAUCCCAUCCACAGACAGCACCUGCCGUGCCGUGUCCUUCCCAGGCAGCCCCAGUGCCACCGACUUCGGCGAACAAACCGAUGCAGAUAAUCCUGAUGGCACCUUCAGGAUCACCUACAACAGGUACACAGCAGCCUGUAACAAGUGGGUCUCUUCAAACAAAACUAGCCUCGCUUCAACAGAAGAGCAGCACAUCGGGAUACAUCUCGUCGAUUCCUCAGACAGCGAACUUGCUGAGGGGUAUAAGGAUCCUUCCGCUUCAGCAAACGAUUUCGAUGUCCCACGUGGGAGUAGUCCCUGCUCUGGAAAUCCAAGCUUUACCACCCCGUUCCGUGUCGUCUGCCUCGACACCUUUGGUAUCUGCUACCCCUUUGGGCACGCCUGCUACAGAGGUCGCUUUAGGUACGCAAAGACCGAGCACCAGAUCGCGGGACAUUGUAGACGCACAACCUAAGCCCAAAGUCUCGCAAAAAGUCGCGGGAAAACCAGCUAUUUUGCAGAAGAAGAAGCCCGUGCUAAAGCGAGAGGACAUCGCGAUGCCUGCGCACCAAAACGUCAUCACUGUGGCGCUUCAGGACGCGGAAAUCGAGCAGGAGGUCGUCGUCGACAAUUCUAAUCAGGACAUCACGAUAGCGGACGAACACGUGAUGAUAGAAGCCUCAACAGCCGCAGACCAGCAAAAGGCCCAGGGAACGGAACACAAGACGAUAACUUAUACCGUUCAGAAGGGGAGCAAGACCCUGUACCUCUGCAACACCUGUCCCUAUACCACCGGUAGGAAGUCCCACCUCGUCGAGCACGAGAGAAGUCACACUGGCGAGAAGCCAUUCAAGUGCAGCUACUGCGAUUACGCGUCAACGCGCAACUGCCACCUCAAGGAUCACGAGCGUAUUCACACUGGAGAGAAGCCCUAUAAGUGUGACAUAUGCGAUUAUUCUGCGAGCAGAAGGCACCAUCUCAGAGAUCACAUGAAGACCCACUUCUCACCUCAGAGGAAGAAGCGCAAAGUAGUAGUUUCUCCUGAGGAAAGUAUGGAUUAUGAAAUAGUCUCCAUAGAAGAAGAAGACGACGACGACGAAGAAGAGGAAGAGCAGCUGUAGGAACACCUGGCACCUCUUGAGGAAAGCCAUGCAUGGUUUUGGAUACUCCUAUACCGCUGUUCGAUUCGCGGACAGCCCAGUAUGCUGCACCUAUUGGCCUGAAACUGCACACAUUGAGGUUCCCCUACUGCUACCCAACAUUUGCACUAAUAGAGAGCGUUCCUUUUCAUGUACCUUUGUUAUAUCUGCAAUAAAAUCUUCGCUUGGUUACCAUUA